Molecule: messenger RNA, 564 nt
Organism: Penicillium macrosclerotiorum
Lineage: Eukaryota; Fungi; Ascomycota; Eurotiomycetes; Eurotiales; Aspergillaceae
Product: oligoribonuclease
Exons: 2
Coding region: 1-564 (187 amino acids)
Cellular component (GO): mitochondrion
Molecular function (GO): 3'-5'-RNA exonuclease activity; nucleic acid binding
Source: RefSeq, a predicted model, not a curated record
AUGCCUCUUGCCCGCUCCACCGACCCUUUGGUCUGGAUUGACUGUGAAAUGACCGGGCUGAACCCGGAGCACGACCAGAUCCUCCAGAUCUGCUGCUUCAUUACGGACGCUCAGCUGCAACUGUUGGAACCCGACGGCUUCGAGGUUGUCAUCCACCAGCCCGACUCCCUCCUGGACAGCAUGUCGCAGUGGUGCAUCGACACCCAUGGCCGCACGGGCCUCACGGCCGCCGUACGCGCCUCCACGACCAGUGCGACUGCCGCCGCCGACUCGUUGAUGGCGUACAUUCGUCGCCACGUCUCCGCUCCGCGCACGGCUUUACUGGCCGGGAAUAGCGUCCACGCCGAUAAGGCCUUCCUGGCCCGGGGCCCCUAUGCCCCGAUUCUAGAGUUCUUGCAUUACCGAAUAUUGGAUGUGAGUACAAUCAAGGAGGCCGCCCGUCGCUGGGCGAGCAAUGAGCUGCUCGAGCAGGUCCCGACCAAGCGAGAGGUGCAUCUAGCCCGCGACGAUAUUCUAGAGAGCAUUGCGGAAAUGCGCUUCUACCGGGAGAAACUGUUUUGGUGA